Messenger RNA from Nicotiana attenuata, 604 nucleotides. RefSeq names its product non-specific lipid-transfer protein-like. Bases 84 to 443 code for a protein of 119 amino acids. Gene Ontology annotation, biological process: lipid transport. Gene Ontology annotation, cellular component: membrane. Gene Ontology annotation, molecular function: lipid binding. The record is from RefSeq and is a predicted model, not a curated record. The transcript has 2 exons. NCBI's taxonomy places the organism in Eukaryota, Viridiplantae, Streptophyta, Magnoliopsida, Solanales, Solanaceae.
GACAUCCGUUCAUAACCAUUUCUCAUUCACAAAAAAAAAAAACACAUAAUUUCACCUAAUUAGCUUCCUAAAGUUGAAGAAAGAUGUCAAGAAACCUUCCCAGCUACACUUUAUUAGCACUCAUUUUGAUGGGAGUUAGUUUGGUUUUAGGUUUUGCAAAAGCAGACGUUCAAUGCAGUGAUGUGAUAUUGAAGAUAAUCCCAUGCCAAAAUUUCUUAAUGAGCGGAGAGUUGUACCCUAGUGUUGCUUGUUGCAGUGGAGCACAAGCUCUUGACAAAGAAGCCGCGGCGUCUCAGCCGGACCGUCAAGCUAUAUGCGGCUGCCUGAAGUCUGCUGCACAAGCUUUCCCUAUAAACGUUGAUAAAGCAGCACAACUCCCUACCCUCUGCAAACUUACUACCAAAAUACCCAUCAACCCUACAGUUGAUUGCUCCAAGAUUUGAAGGACAAGUGGAAUUCUUAGCAAGGAUUUGAAGAAGUGCUAUACCAGUUUUUUUCUAUGAAUAUAAUGUGGUGCUAAAGGACUCUAACUACACUAUCCCAAAUCCGUUUUAAAAUUACGAAAAUAUGGUUGAAGCUUAGUAAAUCUUUGUUUCUGAUCCAU